Messenger RNA from Fusarium verticillioides 7600, 944 nucleotides. RefSeq lists its product as hypothetical. The record is from RefSeq and is a predicted model, not a curated record. The transcript has a single exon. NCBI's taxonomy places the organism in Eukaryota, Fungi, Ascomycota, Sordariomycetes, Hypocreales, Nectriaceae. Bases 163 to 837 code for a protein of 224 amino acids.
GACGUGAUUUCAAAUCAUCUCCACCAGCAGUAGCUUCUAGACUUCGUGUUCCCUCCAACAAGUAUAUAAGUUUGUCCCCAGCACCCUGUCAACCAGCCAUAUCAAUAAACUGCUCUAUCGAAAGUCACAGGGUUUGAAAUCUUAGAACACCGAUUACCCAACAUGUCUUCCAUCAAGCCCCUCAUUCUCCACGCUCACACCACUGGCCCCAACCCCUUCAAGGUGGCCAUCCUUCUUGAAGCACUCAACAUCCCAUACACCGUCAAGCUCUGGCAGUUUGGUGACGCACCCAAUGGCGUCAAGGGUGAACGCUUCCUCAAGAUCAACCCCAAUGGCCGCGUUCCCGCUUUGGAGGAUCCCAACACCAACAUCACCAGCUGGGAAAGUCUGGCCUGCAUGAACUACAUCCUCCGCGUCUAUGAUACCGAGAACAAGUUCGGCGCACGUCAGGAAGCAGGCGAGCAAGGACGAGCUGAUGUCGACGCAUGGACCAGCUUCCUUGUUAGCACUCUGGGACCAUUCCUUGGUCAGUGCAAUUGGUUCCGUCAUUACAACAACGUCAAGAAUGAGAACGCAUAUGAGAGAUAUCAAGCCCAGGCAUACCGAUGCUUUGGAGUUUUGGAGGAGCAGCUAAAGAAACAUAGCGGAGACUGGAUCUUGGCUGGGGAUAAGCCGAAUGUCGUCGACUUUCACUUUGAGCCUUGGAUGAGACAGUAUGAGUAUGCUGGCUUGAGUCUGAAUGAUUAUCCCAAGGUGAAGGCUUGGUUGGAUCGUGUUCAGGCGCUGCCUGAGGUAAAGCAAGCGUAUGAGAAGAUCAAGGCUGGGAAGGAGGUCUAAACCCGCAAGGAAGCAUAAAAAACCAUGUCAAUGGACUUGCAUUUUUUUUUGGAAUAAAAACUGAAUCAUCACUAUCCUUCAGAAACCCUUGGUCGUGAAUUGUUGAC